Eutrema salsugineum is the source of this 2379-nucleotide messenger RNA. RefSeq names its product probable inactive poly [ADP-ribose] polymerase SRO1. Lineage: Eukaryota; Viridiplantae; Streptophyta; Magnoliopsida; Brassicales; Brassicaceae. The transcript is spliced from 6 exons. Gene Ontology annotation, molecular function: NAD+ poly-ADP-ribosyltransferase activity. The record is from RefSeq and is a predicted model, not a curated record. Bases 446 to 2164 code for a protein of 572 amino acids.
CUACUCAUGGGUUUACAACUCUGUCUACUAUGGAUUAGUGAUUGUUGUUUUUUUUUUGUUUCUGGAGGCGUGUUGGUAUGUUUUGUGCUUCAGUCUGUUUUAAGAUCUCGCCUGUUAAGUCACUGUCCUAUUUUUGUUUUACCUGUUUUUCACCCUCGAGUAGUUUUUUUGUAACUUCUUUCCUUUCUUGUAAUCUCUCUGGUUCAUGGAUAUAUGAGCCUGAGAUUGUAAGGGGAUUUUGCCUGUCGAAGCAAGGAUCAUCCAUGUUUUACCCAAUAUUGAAUACUGAGUCUGUUCUCCUCCUGAAAUCCUCGUUUAUAAUACAAACACCUGUUUUUUCGAUGCUGUUUGUGAUUUGCUGCCAUCUUUAGGACUGCUAGAGAUUUAGAAGUGUUAGUUGAUUUUCUGUUCAAGGUUUUAGGUUUAGAGUUGUUAGUAGAUAGAAAUGGAAGCCAAAAUCGUCAAGGUAUUGGAUAGUAGUUUUAAAGAUGAACUUGGCAAAAAGAGAAAGCAUCCUGCGUACUAUACUUCAUAUGAUUCUGGAAGGUCAUGUGCAAAGCUGCAAUGUGUGCUCUCACCAAAUAGUUCAAGCGAAAAGCUUGAGAAAAAGAGAAAAUUGGAUGGUGGAAACAAAGUUAAUGUUUCUGAGAAUCACUCUGGGAUGUCUUUGGUCAGAUACUACUCUUAUUUCAAGAAGACGGGAGUGCCAAAGCGUGUAAUGUUCUAUGAUAACGAUGAAUGGGUUGAUUUGCCUGAGCAUAUUAUUUGUGCCAUUAGGAAUGAUCUUGAAGCAAAGAAGGCUGCAGUUGAGGUAAACUGGUGCGAUCGCCAUUUUGUUCUGGAUUUCUUACACAUGCAUCGACUAGACUUGGAAACGGGUGUCAAAACCCAGCUUGCAUGGAUUGACAUUGCUGGAAAAUGCUUUUUCCCCGAAGUUUAUGACAGUGUGGGAAAGGAAGAUCCGGAACAGCAUGAUCAAUGUGAGAUCAAGCUGCACCUUGAAAUUGAUGUCAAUGGUGGGAAAACACCGAGCCUGAACUUGAAGGGGUUCAGUGACGAAAUGGAUGAUAUUCAAGUUGUUCAGCAAUCUUCGAAUGGGCAAUACGGUGAGGCAUCAGAGGAUAGCUCCAGUCGUGAGCUUAAUGAUGAUGCUGCCGAGAAAUGGGACGAAACAGGAACUAUAUUCUCUAGUGUCAAGCCUGAUGAGAAAGAACUUGAGAUAGAUGCUGUGAAAGAAAUGUUUCUUUUAGGUACAGCCACUCUAGGACAUGUAGAGUUGCUUGAUGCGUAUCGGUUGUCAAGUGACAUCGCCAAAGGCCGUCAGUCUCUUUUCCAGAAACAAGCUGAUAUCACUAAGAACCAGCGAGGAGAUGCGAACAUUAGAUAUGCAUGGGUUCCUGCGAAGAAGGAAUUGUUAUCUGCAGUUAUGAAGCAUGGACUUGGAGUGGGUGGAGCAUUCAUUAGAAAGUCCAUGUAUGGUGUUGGGGUUCACUUAUCUGCUGCGAACUGCCCUUAUUUCAGUGCUACACAUUGUGAUGUUGAUGAAAAUGGUGUACGUUACAUGGUUUUGUGCCGUGUAAUAAUGGGGAGUAUGGAGCUUCUUCGUGGUGAUAAAGGGCAAUUCUUUACUAGUGGAGAAGAGUAUGAUAAUGGAGUUGAUAAUGUCUCGAGUCCAAAGCAUUAUAUUGUCUGGAACAUGAAUAUGAACACUCACAUUUACCCAGAAUUUGUAGUUAGCUUCAAGUUGUCUAUCCCCAAUGCUGAAGGGAACUCUGGGAUCACUUUGGAAGGACGCCAAGGCGCUCUCUCACAUCAGGGGCCUGGAAGGUUAUCAGAUAAAGGUUUAGUAAGAUCUAAAGGGAACGAAAACAACAGUGCUGGUUCUAGCAGUAGGAGGCCUGGUUCUCAUUGGAUGCCUUUCCCUCUACUGUUCAAUGCAAUCUCAAGCAAAAUUGCCCAGAAAGACAUGGAUUUGAUCUCUGCUGAUUACCAACAGCUUAGGGAGAAGAAGAUCUCAAGACAAGAAUUCUCGAAGAAGCUGCGGAUGAUUGUAGGAGACGAUGAUCUGCUGAGAACCACCAUAACAGCUCUUCAACGCUUGCCACACUCUGCCAUGAAAAUGAAACCGACCACACAGGUGGCUUGUGAAGAUGAUGAUGAAUGAUGACGACGAAAGAGCGAGGUUCUUCUCUUUUGUUUUUAUUGGUUGGGUCUAGAAAAAUGUGUCGACUUCUUUGUGCUGUCGUGAAACUUUAUAAUUAGAUUAGGACAAACGGCGGUUUUAGGAACGUAUUAGUAUUGUUUUAGUUACUACUCUUUAUGAAACUAAUCUCCAUUGUCGUCAUAUUUCUUCAAUUGAUCAACAGCUUUUUUAUUUUA